AAAACUCCCCUUUCUUCCUUCUUCUCCUUCUUUUUAAGCCAAGGGCAGGACUUGCAAGACAUCUUAAAUUUAGAUGCUUUCGGAAGCUCGUCCAAGUGCGCAAAAACGUGCCUAGUGCCAUUGAACCAACUGAUGCCCCCCUCUCCCUGUGACUCGCCGUGAAUCAUGUCACGCCGGAAACAGAAGCGACCCCAGCAUCUCGUUAACGCGGAUCCAGGGGGCCCGAGGCUGCAGUCGCACGAUGACCAUCUGGGCUUAAAGUCACCAUCCACAUCUCUGGGCUCAGAAGUGACCUCAUCAGGAUCCUCCUCCUCAUCCCCCACAUCUCUCCAAGACUGCCAGCCGCCUCUGGCCCCUCGCCCAUCCCCUGGAGGGCUCCACGCGCCCUCCUUACCCAGCGAGAGCUCGCCUCCUCCCCACUGGCCUAGCCACAUUGCCCCCUUCACAACAUCCCUUCCCAACACCCACUCCUCCCUCUCCCCGGACUUCCCACACCCAUCGCUGUCUUCCCAGACUCACUCGCCUCCUCCCCUGGGUCAGACCUCUGGUUCUCACAGCCUGCCCCACCAAGGGAACUCUCACUCCAGCAUGACCUCCCCACCAACAGGAAGUUCAGCUACCACCACUACCUCCACCUCCUCUUCUUCCUCCUCUUCUCAGAGUGUGCCACCUCACCCCGAAAGCUCCAGUCCAAGUCAGCAGCAGGCCACCAGCUCACCAGGCGAGCAGGGACAGAUCCAGGUCCCACCCACACUGGCGGUACUUUUAGAGGAGCUGAGGGUUUUACAGCAGCGGCAAAUCCACCAGAUGCAGAUAACAGAAGAGAUCUGCAGGCACGUUCUAAGGCUCGGAGGAGCUGUCUUUGGCCAAGACAACAAUGCACAGGCAAGUGGAGCGGAAAGCAACCAGAAACCUAACGGAGCAGCAUCUUCCUCACCAUCACAUCCUUCUACUGCCACUCCAGUCACCACAGCCUCAUCUCUUUUGACUGGCCUUCCUUCUUCUCUCUUCCCCCAACCGUCCAUCUCUAAAUCAGGCACUUCACACAGUAACAGCAGCAGAGCUACAUCUUCCUCUACCUCAUCCUCAUUAUCAUCUUCUUCUUCUUCUUCUUCUUCAUCUAUUUCAUCCACUAUCAGCUCCUCUGUUGCCUCCCUACACCCCUUGUCCCUGUCACUGGGCCUGCCACCACGCUACCUCCAUGAGAAAUCAUCUAACACCUCUUCAUUUGCUCACAGCAAUGGCAUUAGUUUCCCGACUCCUUCCCUUCCUCCCACCAGCCAUUCCCAGGACCUCCAGUCCAGCUCCUCUCUUACCUCUGCCUCCUCAUCAGGACGCCCUCAGCACAUCUGCCGUUUUUGUGGAAAAGUGCUGAGCAGCGAUUCGUCCCUGCAGAUCCACCUGAGGUCGCAUACAGGUGAAAGGCCCUAUCAGUGUCCAGUCUGCUUGAGCCGUUUCACAACCAGGGGGAACCUCAAAGCUCAUUUCCUACGACACAGAGAGCAGAACCCAGAGCUGUCGCUCUCCCUGCUGCCCCCAGCGCUGUCAGAGCAAACGCAUAGUGGAUCUGCCACGGGGGGCAUCCAGAGGAGGCGCAAACGGCGAGCUGAUGACGAUGAAACAUUUAAUGGCGUGAAAGGAAGCGUUCCCGGCAUGACAGAGAGCAUGGCUUUAGGAUUCCUGUCUGGUGGCUCUGCUCGGGCCUCACCUUCCUCUCUACCUCUGCCCCCCUCGGUGGACAUGGCUCUGUUGUCCACAGCCCAUUCACUGCUACAGCUGAACAGGGCCUCGGCUGCAGCUGCUGCAAGUGCAUCAAGCACCGUGCUGCCGUCUUCCUCUUCGUCUUCUUCGUCCUCCAUGGGCAGCCAGUUUAAAGGAGCAAAGCAGCAGCGCUUUGACGAAAACACUCCUCCUCACUCCAGCCUCCAUUCAGCCUCACCAUACUCCCAAUUGGCCCAUUUGCCUAAGAUUCUUUUCCCUGGAGGUACCUCCCCUCACCACCUUGCACUUCUGCGGCCACCCGGACACCCAUCCACCUCCCACCUCACUUCGACUCAUCAGCUACCCUUCCCUUUCCCACCUUUCCCCAAACCAUCUGCCUCCUCUCCCUCCUCAUCCUCUCCCACUACCUCUGCCCAGACCUCUGACACAUCCAAGUUGCAGCGGCUGGUACAGAAGCUUGAAAAGCAGCCUCAAGCAAGCUCCUCCUCUUCUUCUGCCUCUUCUCCCUCCACCUCCUCACAAAUUACUACGGAGGCGAAUGGAGACACACAUGGCCAUGACCUAACCACCACCUCCAGUGCCUAUCGCAGGGAAAUGUUGGCUGCUCUUGGACUAAGCCCAAGUGCUAAUGUUGCAGGAUCAGAGACCAGCCAGGGAGUCUCGUGUUCAGGCGCUACCACUAAUCCUGCUUCUCUGCCUGCUGUCCAGGCUGCUAAUCAGUGUGGAGUGUGUUUGCGUGUCCUCAGCUGCCCUAGAGCUCUUCGUUUGCACCAGGCCACACAUCUGGGAGAGCGCCCGUUCCCUUGUAAGCUUUGUGGUCGCUCCUUCUCAACAAAGGGCAGCCUUAGGGCCCAUCUGGCCACUCACAGGGCAAGGCCACCAAACACCCGCGCUCUGAACUCCUGCCCACUGUGCCCACGCAAGUUCACUAAUGCCUUGGUUCUUCAGCACCACAUCCGCUUGCACCUCGGAGGGCAGAUACCGCCUGAUGAAGACGUGCCCCCUGAAGAUGCCGCAGAAACGGAAAGCGCUGUCUUCAAUGAUGGUGAGAACGACUCCAUUAGCUCCCCAUCUAAAGCACAACAACUCCUUCCACUGGCCUUAACAACAGGCACCAAGUCUCCAAUUAACGCUCUCAGCUCAGUGUCCACUUUCAAGCAAUCCACAGCUAAUGAUGCCACAUCUGUGAAGACUGAGGAAUUUGAGUGCUCAACACCCAGUGUUAGUCCACCCCUGACCCGCAACCCCCCUCCAGCAGGAGCAGAGGACAGUGCCCCAGUUGACGGUAGCCCCAUGAAUGGCUCCCUGUCCUCUGAGGAGGAGACCCACACUGACCGGGGCAGCACCAGCCCUUUCAAAGCACCCUCAGCUUUAGCAAAUGGAGAUUCAGAGGGUGAAGACAUCCCUCUUUCUCUCUGUGUUUCAAAGCCUGUAGGAAAUGAUGUGCCACACAGAGGUGUUAAAAAUGAUGAAGAAUCCUCCAUGGAUAAACCCACCACUAAUCCUGAUUCUAACCCAGCUGCAAAUCCUGUACCUCCACUCCCCCUCCCUGCCAGCCCCAGAGCUAUCCCGGAAGCAGAAGAGGCCUGUGGUGGUGCACCACAUGAGUCACAGGAAAGAGAUGCUGCUCAUGGUAAAGGGAAAAGCAAAACUCCCAGAGAGUCUGUGUUGGACACAGAGCUGGAGAAGGACGCUCCAGUGGGGGAGGGCUACGGCGUGCCAGAAAAGCCUUCAGCGGAUGCUGAGCCCUCCGUUGCAACAGGAGCACCAGCACCGCACACCCAGCCUCAUCGGCCAGACAAACCCUACAGCUGCUCCCACUGUGGGAAGGCUUAUGCCAGCCGGAGUGGACUUAAGGGCCAUAUGAAAACCCAUCCUGGAGUGUUGACCAGUACCCCCUCCAAGGCUCAAACCAAUGACAAUGACUUUGCGGAGGAUCGGACUUCCCAUUCGUCCAGUAAAAACCCCGGACAGCAGGAUGAAAACCAGGGAUUGGUUAAAUCCCCUGAGAAAGGCGAUGGCACAGAUCCCCUGCUGAACAGCGUUGGCUGUGACGUGGCUGAUGAAGCUAUGGACACCACUGCGUAGAAAGUUAGUAUUGUUGAAUGUCAGUUUUUAAAGGGUCCUGACAAGGGAAUGUAUUUUUUUUUUUUUUUUUUAAUAGAAUAAAAUUUGAUUCCUAGAGUAAUAAUUUUAAUUCACAUUUACCUUUUUGUUAGGCAGGUAGGUCUGCUGUAGUUUAUACUGUAGUAUGAUUCCAGUGAUUUUGUGAAUGUAGUGUUUACCUAUGUAUUUUUCUAUUUCUGAGACCACAGUGAGGCCUUAUUUUACACUUCUCAGCAUUACCAUGAGCUGAAUUGUUCUUUCUGUUGUUGUGCUUGUUCCGCACAUACUGUAUGAUAGUUGGUUUUUUUUUUUUUUAAAGAAAAAAGAGUCCAGAAUUUUUACAAACUGAACUCCAUACCAAAACAGGUCAGAUUAGUAGUGGCCAGAGUUUGUAAAUAUGAGCUAGGAUUACAUUUUAAGAUUUCUUAUUGUUUCCCAAUUCUUCUACUUUUUAAGUUUUGUUUUUUUUUAAUGCAAUGCUGCUGAAUGCAUGUGCCGAGUUGCACUGUGAGCUGCACUGUGUCCCGUGCUGCCGAAACACCUGCUGAAACGAACACAUGCUGUGAUGACUGUAUCCGUGAUGCUGUUGAUAAUUAUACCUGUGCGAGUCCUGUAACUUAAAGCUGUAGACUUUUCCCAGCCGCACAUGGCCUUGUUUGCAUUGCUGUAUCGAUUAUUGCUGUUAUCUACAUUGUGGAAAAUGCAACAAGGAUGACCCCCCCCCCCGUCCGUUAUAACCGCCUCCAUCCUCCCUACUGUCUCAAAGCACUUGAGUGUUCUGCUCCUGCACCGUCUGCACUCACUGCAUUCCUGCUUAGCUCAGUUUAGCAUUUGUAUGCUUGGCUCCACCCUUUGUAA
This is a messenger RNA of Archocentrus centrarchus (flier cichlid), 4686 nucleotides long. RefSeq names its product sal-like protein 4. Gene Ontology annotation, biological process: regulation of transcription by RNA polymerase II. NCBI's taxonomy places the organism in Eukaryota, Metazoa, Chordata, Actinopteri, Cichliformes, Cichlidae. Gene Ontology annotation, molecular function: DNA-binding transcription factor activity, RNA polymerase II-specific; RNA polymerase II cis-regulatory region sequence-specific DNA binding. The coding region runs from base 166 to 3810 and encodes 1214 amino acids. The record is from RefSeq and is a predicted model, not a curated record. Gene Ontology annotation, cellular component: nucleus. The transcript is spliced from 3 exons.